Messenger RNA from Thyridium curvatum, 903 nucleotides. RefSeq lists its product as uncharacterized. The transcript is spliced from 3 exons. The record is from RefSeq and is a predicted model, not a curated record. Gene Ontology annotation, molecular function: oxidoreductase activity, acting on the CH-OH group of donors, NAD or NADP as acceptor. Gene Ontology annotation, cellular component: cytoplasm. NCBI's taxonomy places the organism in Eukaryota, Fungi, Ascomycota, Sordariomycetes, Thyridiales, Thyridiaceae. The coding region runs from base 1 to 903 and encodes 300 amino acids.
AUGUCGUACUCCGUAGCGGGCAAGUACGCCGUCAUCACCGGUGCCGGCUCAGGCAUCAACUUCUGCUUCGCCAAGCUCCUCCUCGAGCGCGGCGCCGCGGGCGUCCUCAUCGGCGACCUCGCCCUGCGCCCGCACGCGCAAGAGUUCGUCGCCGCGCACGCGGACAAGGUCUCCUUCCGCCGCACCGACGUGCGCUCCUGGCCCGACAUCUCGGCGCUUAUGGCCCAGGGCGCCGCGCAGUUCCCGCAGGUCGACAUCGUCUGCGCGGGCGCGGGCAUCUUCGAGCCCCCCUGGUCCUCCUUCUGGUCCCCGCCCCGGACGGCGACGAACCCGGACUCGCCCUCGGUCGACGCCGCCGGCGCCAACCCGGGCACCUACGCCGUCAUCGACGUCAACCUCACCCACCCGAUCCGCCUGACCCAGCUCGCCAUGUCGCACUGGCUCGGCCGCGGGAUCCCGGGCUGCAUGGUCUACGCCGGGUCCACGGCGGGAUACGUGACGAGCUUCGCGAGCCCCAUGUACAUCGCCGCCAAGUCGGGCCUGCACGGCUUCGUCCGCAGCAUCGGCGGCAUCAAGGAGGAGCUCAACAUCCGGGUCGGCGCCAUCGCCCCCGGCGGUGUCAGGACCCCCAUGAUGGUGGAGGAGAAGAAGCACAUCUUCUCCGCCGCCGACAUCGAAAACAUGGUCACCCCGGAGGAGUGCGCCGAGGCCAUGCUCGCGCUCUGCGAGAAGGACGAGUACGGCGACGGCACCAUCCUCGAGGUGGUCGAGCCGGGCCAGACGCGCGUGGUGCCGCUGUACGGCAACGUGCCUCCCACCGGCAGGAGCAUGGUGCUCGGCGGCUACCGCGAGUUCCAGGAGAAUCUGUACAAGUCACUCAGGGAGAACGGGCUCAAGGUGUGA